Phasianus colchicus (ring-necked pheasant) is the source of this 1656-nucleotide messenger RNA. RefSeq names its product synaptogyrin 2 (gene SYNGR2). The record is from RefSeq and is a predicted model, not a curated record. Gene Ontology annotation, cellular component: neuromuscular junction; synaptic vesicle membrane. NCBI's taxonomy places the organism in Eukaryota, Metazoa, Chordata, Aves, Galliformes, Phasianidae.
GCAGGAGCGGCCGUAGCGCGGCGGCGGCGGCGCGAUGGAGGGCGGCGGCGCGUACGGGGCGGCCAAAGCCGGCGGUGCCUUCGACCCGGUGCGCUUCGUGCAGCAGCCGCAGGUCCUGGCGCGCAUCGCCAGCGCGGUGUUCGCCCUGAUCGUGUUCGCCUGCCUGGUCGGGGAGGGCUACACCAACUCGCCCCGCUCCUCGCAGCUCUACUGCGUCUUCAACCACAACGAGAAUGCCUGCCGCUACGGCAUCGGCAUCGGCGUGCUCGCCUUCCUGGCCUGCAUUUUCUUCUUCAUGGUGGAUGCCUACUUCCCGCAGAUCAGCAACGCCACCGACCGCAAGUACCUGGUGCUGGCCGACCUCGGCUUCUCGGGGCUCUGGACCUUCCUUUGGUUUGUCGGCUUCUGCUUCCUGACCAACCAAUGGGCCUGGACACACGAUGAGGACGUGCGCAUCGUGGCCGACUCGGCGCGUGCCGCCAUCACCUUCAGCUUCUUCUCCAUCUUCUCAUGGGGCCUCCUGAUCACCUUCGCCUACAAGCGGUAUAAGAUGGGGGUGGAGGACUUUGCGCACAGCUACGUCGACCCCUCGCCAGAGGUCUCCACACCGUACUCCAGUUACCCCAACAUCAGCCAUGACAGUUACCAGCAGCCACCCUUCACCCAGACCGCAGAUGCCACCGAGGGCUACCAGCCACCACCGGUGUACUGAGCCCAGCCCACAGGGAUGGCUGUACAAGUGCAAUUUUCUCUUGCGGGGUGGGAAGGGAGGGACCUAUAACUUGAACGGGGAAGGGGGCAGGAGGGUGAUGGUUGCUUUGUGUGAAGACCACUGGGGUUGGGUGGGUGCUGGGGCAGAGGGUAGGGCCUGGUGCCUAUGGUGGAGCCAUGUGCUCCUUGCUGUGAAGCAGUGAUGGCUGAGUAGAACCUGCUGUGCACAGCCAGCUCCUCUAGGGGGAGAGGGGGAGAGUUGGUGCUCUGGAACGGCUGAGCCCGAGCCCCACUGCUGUGCCUCUGGGGGAGUAACGGUGAGCACCCCUUGUUCCCUCCUGGUGCUGCUGCCUUGGCCAGCUCUGCUGACUGCAGUCCCCAGGUGCCACCUUUAACUGCUGUAGCAUCUGUCCCAGCACAGCUGCACGGUGCAGUCCAGCUCCUGCCUGCCACUGGGUUUGCAUGCCUUCCUCCCCUCCUUCAGCUGCUGCUGGCCGAGCUUGAUGCCAAAGCCUCAUCUUCUGAAUAUGCACCCUUGUGCUGUGCCUUCCCCAGAGCCUGCACGGGAGCAGCUGGCACUCGGUGGUUUGGGAUCCGUGGGAAUGGUGGGUGCUGGGCUCACAGCAGGGCAGCUCCCUUCCCCCCAGAGCACCUCCCUGCCAACUGCAGGCCCUGUGUCUGUCUCACACUGAACCCUGCGGGGGUCUCCCCAUGCCCUGCUCACUGCUGUCCGAGCCGUGCCCUGCUCAGCAGCCACUGUCCCCAGGCUGGGUGCUGUGCUGUGCCUCCACGUGGGCUGUGGCUUGUCUCAGGUUGUGUGCUGCUGUGCCUGUUGUGAAGCUGUUCCCAGCAGCAGUGUGAGGUAUGUGAGCUGUAGCUGCUGGGGCUGAUAUUCAACUAUGCCUUUAUCACUGUAGAGAUGGAAUAAACUUUUUCACCUAGCCA